This is a messenger RNA of Peromyscus maniculatus bairdii (prairie deer mouse), 2421 nucleotides long. The record is from RefSeq and is a predicted model, not a curated record. Lineage: Eukaryota; Metazoa; Chordata; Mammalia; Rodentia; Cricetidae.
UUCCUGUUGUUGUCUUGUUAGGAUGUCCAUCAAAUGCAUGCAUUUCCUGCCCUUGCUCUGAAUAGUAACAGUGGUCUGCGACCACACUGUGCCAGAGUGAGGCACAGACACCAGCCGCAGCCAUCCCAGCAACCAUCGUCUGUGCUCACUCUGAAUGGGAGUACAGUUGUUAAGAUGACUACGCAUAGCCAAAGAUGACUUUGAACUGAGUCUCCUGCUGUCACCCCCAAGUGCUGGGACUACAGCCAAGGCUUCUGUGCCAGACUCCGUAGAAGCCAAAGCGUGUCCAUGGAGGGAUGCUGGGGACUGGAGGUGACCAAUGGCUCAAAGAGCGGCUUGGAGUUCAACCCGAUGAAGGACUACAUGAUCCUGAGCGAUGCCCAGAAGAUCGCUGUGGCGGUGCUGUGUACCCUGCUGGGCCUGCUAAGUGCCCUGGAGAAUGUGGCAGUGUUGUAUCUUAUCCUGUCCUCCCAGCGGCUCCGCAGGAAGCCCUCGUACCUGUUCAUCAGCAGCUUGGCUGCAGCCGACUUCCUGGCCAGUGUGAUCUUUGCCUGCAACUUCAUCAUUUUCCACGUCUUCCACGGCGUUGACUCCAAGGCCGUCUUCCUGUUGAAGAUUGGCAGCGUGACCGUGACCUUCACAGCCUCUGUGGGCAGCCUGCUGCUGACUGCUGUGGAUAGAUAUCUAUGUCUGUGCUACCCACCCGCGUACAAAGCUCUAGUCACCCGUGGGAGGGCACUGGUGGCCCUUUGUGUCAUGUGGGUCCUCUCGGCGUUGAUCUCCUACCUGCCACUCAUGGGAUGGACCUGUUGCCCUAGUCCUUGCUCUGAGCUCUUCCCUCUCAUCCCCAAUGACUAUCUCCUGGGCUGGCUCCUGUUCAUUACCAUCCUCUUCGUCGGCAUCAUCUACACCUAUGGCUAUGUUCUCUGGAAAGCCUACCAGCACGUAGCCAGCUUGGCAGAGCAUCAGGACAGGCAGGUGCCUGGGAUAGCUCGGAUGCGGCUAGAUGUGAGGUUGGCCAAGACCCUGGGGCUGGUACUGGCUGUUCUGCUCCUGUGCUGGUUCCCUGCAUUGGCUCUCAUGGGCCAUAGCCUGGUCACCACGCUGAGUGACCAGGUCAAGGAGGCCUUUGCCUUCUGUUCCAUGCUGUGCCUGGUUAACUCUAUGGUCAACCCUAUCAUUUAUGCCCUGCGAAGUGGAGAGAUCCGCUCUGCUGCCCAGCACUGCCUGGUAGGCUGGAAGAAGUAUCUACCGGGCCUCGGGACUGAGGGAAAAGAAGAAGUGCCAAAGUCCUCAGUUACAGAGACAGAGGCUGAUGUGAAAACCACCGCGGUGCCUGGUUCCAGAAGUCCGGGCUGCUCCAAUUGCUGACGGCACCAUUUUUCCUAUUGGAAACAGCCUGAGUGAGAAAUCAGCUCACUCCCUCAAGGAGAGGGGCAUCCCAGAUCCUGAAUCUUUCGGGAAUCAGCUCUAGGGGACUGGACACAGACCCCUUUGCUUGACUUCAUGGCUGGAGGUCAUGUCUACCUGCACAGACCAUGGCAGGCUCUCUUCACAUCAAGUCAGGAGGGACCAAGAAGCCAGAGGGGCCUCCAGGAACCGUAAUAAAGGAUUCAGAGGCUAUCUGAGAAGAUGAAGGACCUGUUCUCCUGGGAUCGCAGAGUACCCUGGCCAUUGUGGUCACUGCCCACAAAUUCAUCAGUGUCCACGUCUUCUAUGGUGUGGAUUCCAGGCUGUCCUGCUGGAGACUGGCAGUGACAGCAGCGAGUUCUGGUUCCUGCUUCAUUGUUUGGGACUCUGUAAAGCUCUGUGAGGGUCCACCUUCAGGUCACCCUUGCCUCUUGAAGAUCAAGAAAUACGGUGUGCUGAGGAUCAAGGAUGUUGACUCAGACAAUCACAGGCUGUCAGCUCAGGGUGUCUUGUUGGGCAAGGGCCCUCCUGAUACUCUGAUAAGCCUUGAAGUCAUUUCAGCUUUAGGUCCUUGGGGACCCAGAGGAGGCUGGGUUCACUGGAGGUACAGAAUCUUCAGGGAACUGCAUUGACCUUUUGACAUUCUGCUGUGUGUAGUGUAGCACUAUCCCAGGCUAGCCUAGCUCCAGUAAAAUGCAAGAUAUUCACAAAGAGUCUCUGGGUCCUGGAUUGCUCCCAGUGAUGCUCAACUUAGCCUCCUUGCCUCUGCCACACUCUGGUCCUGCAGGUAGAGGGAGCUGGAGAGGGGAGACUUCCUGCAGUGGUCCAGGCACAGGCUGACAUCCUCUAUCCGCAGCUCCAUGCUGUGUCCCCAUGUACCUGAAUUUUACCUUCACCAAGGGGCAUCCCCAACAGAGGGAGGUUCAAGACACUGCUGGAGGCAGGAGGGGUAGCCUGGGGACCUCAGCACCGUGAAGGGAAAGCUCUCCAUUAAAUGUCAUUGAACACUUA